This is a messenger RNA of Hibiscus syriacus, 2001 nucleotides long. RefSeq names its product RNA polymerase sigma factor sigC-like. Bases 94 to 1764 code for a protein of 556 amino acids. The transcript is spliced from 7 exons. The record is from RefSeq and is a predicted model, not a curated record. Gene Ontology annotation, biological process: DNA-templated transcription initiation; regulation of DNA-templated transcription. Gene Ontology annotation, molecular function: DNA-binding transcription factor activity. NCBI's taxonomy places the organism in Eukaryota, Viridiplantae, Streptophyta, Magnoliopsida, Malvales, Malvaceae.
CACAUUUAUUUAUAUUUUGGCGAUCGACCUUUAUAAACCGUGCCAACUUCAUGAAGAUCUGAUGGACACUUUGGCUUUGCAAUCUAGGAAUCAAUGUGUUUCAGGAUGAAUCUCAAAGGUGUUUUCCCGGUUCCCUCUCAUUUCCUUGCCAAUUCACCUUCUAAGCUCCCUUCUUCUUCCGUAAGAGGGAAGGAGGCUUCUUUUAACUCAGCUAGACUGUCUUCUCCCUCUGUAACAUCUGAUGAAGGUGUGAUUUUAUCGAAAGGUCCUCCAAAAGCAUGCGCUUCAUCCGUAGCUCUGCAAACAAUAGAAAAUGGUUGCUUGGAAGUUGAAGAGAUAAAGAUUGACAAGGGAUCACGGUCACAGAGUUGUUCGCAUGUUAUGAUCGGUGAAUCUAAUGAACCAAUCGGAGGGAACAAAUCUUCCUUGUGCACGGGCCUGCAAAUAUGCAAUACAUCACAUUAUGGUGUGCUAAUGGAAAAUCUCAACGUUUUAGAGGAGAUGCUUGUUGAUUCAGAUAUGUUGAGAUUGGAGAGGGAAAUUCUACUUCAACUAGGAAGGCUUGGAGCUCUAAAUUUAUUUAAUAACUAUUUGUCUAGGACUCAUAGACCUCUGAACAUGUUCGACCUAUCUGAUGUUGCUUCUGUUUGUGGAGUGUGUGAUAUGAACGGCUUGGUGGACAGUGAAAAGGAUAAAAGAAUUGUUUGUUCUAUAAAAAAGAAACAAAAAAAGAAGAGAAGAGAAAAAGCAGCAGAAAACAAUACAAUUUCCACACAAUCACUGCCUUCCAACACCCUACGCGGACACUUUCAGAAGCCCAAAGUUUCUUCUCCGAAAAGAAUGUCAGACACUAGGAAGAGAUUAUCGACAAUUGCUAGAAAUGAAGUAGAAAUAUCAAAGGGAGUUAAGGUGGUUGCAAACUUGGAGAGGAUUAAAACAACUAUGGAAGAGGAAACUGGGAGAGCUGUGAGCUUGAGUUGCUGGGCAGAAGCAGCCAAACUUACUGCGAAGGUACUGCAACAUAAUUUGCAUUAUGGUUGGUACUGCAGGGAUGAGCUACUAAGGAGUACACGCUCCUUAGUCCUCUACUUUGCAAGGAACUAUAGGGGUCUGGGAAUAGCCCAUGAAGAUUUAAUCCAGGCAGGAAGUAUAGGAGUCCUACAAGGUGCAGAAAGGUUUGACUACACAAGGGGAUACAAAUUUGCUACCUAUAUACAGUACUGGAUAAGGAAAUCAAUUUCGAGAAUGGUGGCACGGCAUGCUAGAGGGAUCCAAGUUCCUUGCACAUUAAGCAGGGCAAUAGGACAGAUACAAAAAGCUCGGAAAGCCCUUAGCCAAAGCCAUGGGAAAUACCCAGAAGAGGAUGAAAUAGCCAAGAUGACAGGUCUUUCUUUGUCAAAAAUCAGGUCGGCUGAUAAAUGCUUCAGAGUUGUUGGUUCAAUUGACCAGAAAAUCGGAGAUUGUAUCAAUGCAAAAUAUUUGGAAUUUAUCCCAGACAUGUCAAUACGGAACCCGGAAAAAACUGUGAUGAGGCAGCACAUGAAGGAAGAUCUUCAUGAUCUUUUGAAUGGUUUGGAAAAAAGAGAGAGGCAAGUGAUGGUUCUACGUUACGGGCUCAAGGGCUCUCCCCCAAAGUCACUCGAGGAGAUCGGAAGGCUUUUUCAUGUGAGCAAAGAGUGGAUAAGAAGGAUAGAGAUGAAAGCAAUGACAAAGUUGAAGGAUAAAGAAACCUGCAGAAAUUUAAGCCAUUAUUUGGAUUUAUAGCUUCACUUGCAGUCCAAGAUAACUCCGUUGUUGUCCAUUUUCGGAGUGUUUCGAGCCCGAUAAUACGACUUCCAUUCUCGAAGCUAUGACAGAUGAUUUUGCUGGGGGGAUGAAUCACUCUCUUGAAGAAGCUGGCAAAGGCAAAAAGAAAAUCGACGUUGUUGCUUCUUUUGGGCAGCUUGGUAAAUUACCUUGAAAGUGCAUUUUGUAUAUUUGAAAGGCUUAAUGUAAGAAUAA